Molecule: messenger RNA, 960 nt
Organism: Helianthus annuus (common sunflower)
Lineage: Eukaryota; Viridiplantae; Streptophyta; Magnoliopsida; Asterales; Asteraceae
Exons: 2
Coding region: 1-960 (319 amino acids)
Biological process (GO): positive regulation of growth
Source: RefSeq, a predicted model, not a curated record
AUGGUGCUUGCAUUAAUCGAGAUCGUUGACAACAUUAAAUGUGUCGCGAAAGGUGUUUCUCCGCUCGGGAAAAAGUGCACGGAUCCGGUUUAUCGUAAUCUUGAUCAUGUUUUCGAUAAUCCGACCGAGAUUGACGGUAAUUGUUGCGGGUGGGAGUAUAAGUUAAAGAAAAUGGAGAAACGGGUUAAGAAAAUGAAGAGAUUCGAUGCGGUUAUGUUACAGUUAUGCGAAGAACUCGAAGUGUUAUCCGAGCUCGAGAAUGGUUUAAAACGAUUGCAAGAUAACAACUCAAAUCAAAUGAAGUUAAACGAAUUUGAGAAGAAAGUCGUGAGGCAACGCGAAGAAGUCAACGGUUUGCGAGAAAUGUCUGCAUGGGUUCGUACGUAUGACUACACUGUCAGGUUACUGUUAAGAUCGCUUUUCACAAUAGUCGAACGGGUGAAGGUUGUUUUCGGAAUUUCAACCAAGUUCGUUAUCCCGGGAGUAAACGAUUUCCACGAUGGACGACGUUUGAUUCGCAGUACUUCCAUUUCUGCCCUUUCGAGUUAUCCGGCAAAAAACUCGAUUCAUAGAUCAUUAUCGAAUCUCAGAUACAAACAAAGAAAGAGUCUUCAUAUGCACCAUCGUUCAAGUGUCUUUUGUGGGACCCAAACGCCAGUGACGACAAAAAGUUUGACUCAAAUUGGACUUUCGAAAAAAUGCAUGACGCCUGAUCUUGACUCACCAAAAGUCAACGUUACAAUUGAAAACGCUGUUAACAUCGUAUUAAUUCCCCAUAAAGGAUUAUCAAAGGGGCAAAACGGUCGAAAACCGACACUUGGUGAUGCGGCUUUAGCUCUUCAUUACGCAAACGUAAUCAUAUUUAACGAGCGAUUAGCUAUAUCGCCUCACUUCAUCAGCCCCGAGUCACGUGAAGAUUUAUAUCACAUGUUAAACCACACGUAUCAAGAACUCACUUAG